AUGGCAGCACAGAUGCAAGGCCCACCUGGUCCACCUGGUCGAGGCCGUCCAGGUCGUCCUGGAUCACCUGGUCCACAAGGUCGCCCAGGUACACCCCUGAGAAAAAGGGUUACCAACCUCUUUUGCCUGCAUUCGACCCCAUAACCUUAGAACAUGAUGGUAGAAAUGAUCCUGCUAUGGGUUUUUGGUGUCCCUCUUCUAUUUUAAAAAUACAGCACUCGAUCAUCAAAUCAGAACCAUUCAAAGCUUUUUUAAAUGUUCUGAAGCGAAUCAAUUUCUGUAUAUAGUUCCAAUAUGAUAAUCGAGAACUGUAAUUUCUCCUCAGAAAUCCAUAGUAGGCGGUAAAUUGUCAUUGCACAAAAAUAUCUUUAGUUUAGCAAGUCACAAUGGUUAUCAUCGUGAUCGUUCUGUCACGAGUUGCUUGAAAUUCCACCUUCAUCCUUUGUUAGAGUCAACAUUCAUCGGCGGCGUGAUUUACAUACACGCAUGUCCGCUCGAUUAACAAACGAUCGAUCGGAGAUUAACAAGUCACGUGGCUAUGUACGUCGAUAAAGACAAUGGAAUCCUGCAUGUGUCACAGAGGGGCUGAAAGAACUAACAGAAGGUCUUCGAGGACCACCCGGAUUGCCGGGACUGGCCCGGCAGGGUCGUCCCGGUCGAACCGGAACCCAGGGCAUCCCAGGUGAUCCAGGUCCUCCAGGUUUACCUGGGGAACGUGGAUUUGUUGGAUUACCAGGACCACAAGGUCCCAUAGGUCUUCAAGGUCCAUCUGGUGAACGUGGUGAAAAAGGUGACAAAGGCCAGGAAGGUGUUGGUAUAGAAGGUCCAAUGGGUCCACGGGGAUUGCCUGGUAGUAUACACAGGAACUUUUUCGACAUUAUUGUUUGGUUCGUUUUUCUUGACGGAGGUUAUGUUAAUAGGUCCACCUGGCAAUGAUGGCGUUGGAUUGCCUGGAAGACAAGGAGAACGGGGGGAGCCAGGCAAACCA
This is a messenger RNA of Heterotrigona itama, 988 nucleotides long. The record is from the annotation of a GenBank genome assembly. NCBI's taxonomy places the organism in Eukaryota, Metazoa, Arthropoda, Insecta, Hymenoptera, Apidae.